AUGCAGCCAACCCCGCGAACUCACACUUCCAUAUACGCAGAACAGGAAAACAUCCCCCCGGCCAUGGCAGCCCUAACCCUACCCCUCCCCACCACCCACCAUUACACUACCACCAACCCUCCCCCGCCAUCCACCCUCAUCUACACCUCCACCCACCCAACCCCAACCCCCACAGAAUCCCAAUACCUCCUAAAAAUCCUAGCGACAGCCUUCUGCCGCGGCGAGCUUGGGUGGUCUGAAACCCUCCGCCCCCCACCAUCCCCCACCUCCACCUCCACCUCCGCCUCCGCCUCCGCAAACCAAACCCAAAGCCAAAUCCAAAUCCAGGAUUUCAAGCGCAUACCCGGCCACGACGUCACGGGUAUAAUCCUCUCUACACCUCAGGUAGACGAGCACAGCGUUACGGGUCCUAGAUUCAAAGUUGGCGAUGAGGUGAUGGGGUUGCUUGCAUUUGAGAGGGAUGGGGGUGCGGCGGAUGUGGCUGUGGCGGUGGAGGGGGAGUUGGCGUUUAAGCCGAGGAAUGUAGGGGCGGCGGAGGGGGCGUGUUUGCCGUUGAGUGCGUUGACGGGGUGGCAGGCGUUGUUUGAACAGGUGGGGUUGAGGGGGGUGGUGAUGUAUAGUGAUGAUGAGGAUGAGGAGCGUGAGAGGGUGAGGCAGAGGGAGCGAGAUGAUGAGGAGAAAGUGAAGAGGAUUCUUGUGCUGAAUGCUAGUGGUGGUGUGGGUGUUAUGCUGUGUCAGCUGUUGAGGGCGAAGAUGUUAUUUGGAGAGAAUGGAGGUCAGAGGUUUUGGGUUUGUGGUGUGUGUUCGGGGCGGAAUAUGGGGUUUGUCAGGGGGGAAUUGGGUGUUGAUGAAGUGUUGGAUUAUACGCAGGAGAAGGGGUUGGCGGAGGCGUUUAGGAAGCGUGGGUGGGGGCCUGUGGAUCUUGUGCUGGAUUGUGUUGGGGGGGAGUCAUUGAGGCAGGUGCAUGAUGCUACUGUGGUGAGGGAUGGGGGGUUUGUUGUUAGUAUUGCACAGCCAAUCCCGGAGCGGGAGCCUGAGUGGGAGGGGGUCAGGAAUGAGAUUGAGAGGAGGCUAUUGACAAGUAGGUUUUUCAUUGUUAGGCCGGAUGGGGAGCAGUUGGGGAAAAUUGGGUUGUUGGUGGAAAAGGGUGAGCUGAGGGCUUUUGUCGCGAAGGAGAUGGGGUUGUAUGAGGGGAGGGAGGCUAUGGAAUUGGUGGAGAGUGGGAGGAUGAGAGGGAAGGUGGUUUUGAGGGUUAAUUAUUACGAUCCGUAG
This is a messenger RNA of Paracoccidioides lutzii Pb01, 1272 nucleotides long. RefSeq lists its product as hypothetical. The record is from RefSeq and is a predicted model, not a curated record. Bases 1 to 1272 code for a protein of 423 amino acids. Gene Ontology annotation, molecular function: oxidoreductase activity. The transcript has a single exon.